AGAUCAAAAUUAGUUUGUUUGAUAUAUAAUUCAAAUUAAAAGAUGGAGGGUGUGCCGGGUCCUUUCUAAAUUCAAAAUGGCAUCAUGAAUCAGGUAAGGUUGUGCCCCACGGAUGAAAAUAUAGUAUUAGUUUGGACAAUGUGCCAUGGAAAGAAGAUAGAUUAAGUUCUACAUAUUCAUAUCAGUUGUCUCAGCUUUCACGGCAGACAUUUUCGACGCAAGAGACCGUCUCUUGCGGUGAGUAUUAACCACACUUCUAAAGUUGGAUGUUCGAGAAGACAACUGGGAUUGAUCAGUUUUGUCUCUUUUAUUUUCAGCUUCCUAGAAUCUCUCUCUCUAUCUCUCUUUUUUUUUUCUCAAGGUUAAUGUCAUUUUCUAUGUUGUGGUAGAGUAGAGAAGAACUCAGAAGGCAUGGCACAGACUGGCUGCAGCAAUGGAGAUAAUAGAUGGUCUCUCAAGGGAAUGACAGCCCUUGUAACGGGUGGAAUGAACUUUGAUCUGUCUCUGCCAAUUAUCACCUUGUUUUUAUAUCAAUUCUGCAGGCAUGCUGUUGUGGAAGAACUGACUGGAUUAGGUGCAAGAAUACAUACAUGUUCUCGAACAGAAACUGGGCUUAAUGAAUACUUAAGGGAUUGGGAGGGUAAAGGUUUUGAAGUCACUGGCUCAGUCUGUGAUGUAUCCUCUAGGGCCCAAAGAGAGAAGCUAAUGGAGACAGUAUCUUCUAAGUUUAAUGGGAAGCUGAAUAUCCUUAUCAACAACGCUGGAACUGGCAAACCGGGACGGACAGUGGAGUUCGCAGCUGAAGAGUUCUCAACGGUCAUGGCUGUAAAUUUUGAAUCUGUGUAUCAUCUAUGCCAACUUGCGCAUCCCCUUCUGAAGGCCUCAGGAGCGGGAAGUAUUGUGCUCAUGUCUUGUGUUUCAGGUGUAGUAUCACUCAAGUAUCUAUCUGCCUAUGGAGCAACCAAAGGUACUUCAUGCCACCAUCGGGUUUAUGUUGCAGGUCCUGUGUUGUUGGACAAGAUGAUAGAUAUUUACCUUUAAAAUUUUUCUUUCGGGGGCACUGAAUCAGCUUGCAAAGAACUUGGCAUGCGAGUGGGCGCAAGACAAUAUCAGGACAAACUCUGUUGCCCCUCGGUACAUCAAAACUUCUCUGGUAGAACCUUGAGAAAAGCUUUACGGAAGAGGUAAUAAGAAGAACUCCGCUUGGUCGAGUGGGGGAUCCAAAGGAGGUGUCAUCCUUGGUAGCAUUCCUCUGCCUACCAGUAUCAUCUUACAUUACUGGCCAGACCAUUUGUGCUGAUGGUGGGAUGAAUGUUAAUGGUUUCGAUCCGAGUCAAUGCUAGAAACAACUAGCAUUUAUAUAAUUGUUGUUUUCUCAUAUUUUUCAUACUCACUCUAAUAUUCUUCAUUAUCAUAUUUAUAUAUAUAUAUAUAUAUAGAUAUAUAUAUAUAUUUAUGUAGGUGUACGUGCACACGUGUGUUCAUGUGCGGAUCAUGGACAUUUUUUUUGUAUUCUGUCAUAUUCUUCUUACACUCUCAAAAUAUUCAUAUAUUUUUUAC
Messenger RNA from Vitis vinifera (wine grape), 1560 nucleotides. RefSeq names its product tropinone reductase homolog At2g29150. The coding region runs from base 412 to 1041 and encodes 209 amino acids. The transcript is spliced from 3 exons. The record is from RefSeq and is a predicted model, not a curated record. Lineage: Eukaryota; Viridiplantae; Streptophyta; Magnoliopsida; Vitales; Vitaceae. Gene Ontology annotation, molecular function: oxidoreductase activity.